This is a messenger RNA of Rotaria sp. Silwood1, 543 nucleotides long. NCBI's taxonomy places the organism in Eukaryota, Metazoa, Rotifera, Eurotatoria, Philodinida, Philodinidae. The record is from the annotation of a GenBank genome assembly.
AUGGGUAAAAAUCUGAUUAUCAAAUGCAAUCUACCCCUGAGUAUAGCGGAAAACCCAGCGUUCCGUGAAUUCGUCAAAGAAUGUUAUCCAAAAUGGCAACCGAUAUCAGCAAGAACAUUGAAAUCAAAUAUUAUAGCUGUUUUCAAAAAUAGGAUUCAAACAACAAUUUGUGAAGCACUUGGAAAAGUCAGUGAUGUCACGUUAACUAUUGAUGCUUGGUCCGAUAGACGUGGCCGAGGUUUCUUAGGGAUUACCUGUCAUUUUCUGGAUGACCGAAUGUUACCACAAGCCUUUUUGAUUGAUUUCGUGCGAAUGAAAUCACCUCAUACAAGCGACAAUAUUCAACAACUAACUGAAUAUGUUCUUGAACGUUAUAACAUCAAAGAAAAAGUAUACAGAAUUAUUACGGAUAAUGCAUCUACAAUGAUUAAAGCCUACAAAUUUGGUUUAGCUUCCGAUGUCCAUCCUUCAAGUCAAAGUGAGCAAGUCGAUGUAUCCACAGCUGAAGACUAUUGUACAUCUGUUAUUUGUGAUCGUAAGUGA